Molecule: messenger RNA, 1458 nt
Organism: Mus pahari (shrew mouse)
Lineage: Eukaryota; Metazoa; Chordata; Mammalia; Rodentia; Muridae
Gene: Slc36a2
Product: solute carrier family 36 member 2
Exons: 9
Coding region: 28-1383 (451 amino acids)
Biological process (GO): proton transmembrane transport; proline transmembrane transport; L-alanine transport
Cellular component (GO): vacuolar membrane
Molecular function (GO): L-proline transmembrane transporter activity; L-alanine transmembrane transporter activity; glycine transmembrane transporter activity
Source: RefSeq, a predicted model, not a curated record
CUUGAGCUCGCCCUUUCUGAAGCCAUCAUGUCUGUGACCAAGAGUGUCGGGAGUCCGCAGGUAGCCACCACUGUCAAUCUGGACCUUCCUGAGAGUGCCAAGAAGGUGCAGAGCCAGGAUCCCAGUCCAGUGAGUGGGAGCUCUUCAGAGUCAUCAGAGAAGACCAAGGGCAUAACCGGGUUCCAGACAUUGGUUCAUCUGGUCAAAGGCAACAUGGGCACAGGGAUCCUGGGACUCCCCCUGGCUGUGAAGAAUGCGGGCAUCUUGUCCAACAGACUGAACAAGCCUUUCAUGGACUAUGGGGACACAGUGAUGCACGGACUGGCUUCCAGUCCCAACGCCUGGCUGCAAAACCACGCCCACUUGGGGAGGCAUGUGGUGAGCUUCUUCCUCAUCAUCACCCAGCUGGGUUUCUGCUGUGUGUACAUUGUGUUUCUGGCGGACAAUUUAAAACAGGUAGUAGAAGCUGUUAACAGCACAACCAUCAGCUGCCACAGGAACGAGACGGUAGUUCUGACGCCCACCAUGGACUCUCGACUCUACAUGCUCUCCUUCCUGCCCGUUCUGGGGCUUCUGGUGUUCAUCAGGAAUCUCCGUGUCCUUACCAUCUUCUCCCUGUUGGCCAACAUCAGCAUGCUGGUCAGCCUGGUCAUCAUUGCCCAGUACAUCAUCCAGGGAAUUCCAGAUCCCAGCCAGUUGCCACUGGUAGCAAGCUGGAAGACCUACCCGCUCUUCUUUGGAACAGCCAUUUUUUCAUUUGAAAGCAUCGGUGUGGUCCUGCCUCUGGAAAACAAGAUGAAGGAUGCCCGCCGCUUCCCAACCAUUCUGUCUUUGGGGAUGUCCAUCAUCACCACUUUGUACAUUGCCAUCGGGGCUCUGGGCUACCUGCGGUUUGGAGACGACAUCAAAGCCAGCAUCACUCUUAACCUGCCCAACUGCUGGCUGUACCAGUCAGUCAAGCUCCUGUAUGUCGUUGGCAUCCUGUGUACCUAUGCCCUGCAGUUCUACGUCCCUGCGGAAAUCAUCAUCCCUCUUGCUGUCUCCCAGGUGUCAAAACGCUGGGUGCUGCCCUUGGACCUGUUCAUCAGGCUCGCCCUGGUCUGCCUCACAUGCAUGCUGGCCAUCCUUAUCCCCCGCCUGGACCUGGUCCUCUCCCUGGUGGGCUCUGUGAGCAGCAGCGCCCUGGCCCUCAUCAUCCCACCCCUGCUGGAAGUGGUCACCUACUAUGGAGAGGGCAUUAGCCCCCUGACCGUCGCCAAGGACGCCCUCAUUAGCAUCCUGGGGUUCAUGGGCUUCGUGGUGGGGACCUACCAGGCCCUGGAUGAGCUGAUCAAGUCCGGGAACUCUCUCCCCCUGUCCAACUCCACCAUGCUUAUUCAGUGACAGAGCCUCACCUCGCCCACGGCGACUUAUGUUGUCUAUGAAUCUUUUCUCUUCGCCUUCGCCUUUUCUCUGGUC